GUUUCUCCUUUGACGCGUCCAGUGCACAUCCCAUGGAAAAGUUUCCGGUGAAUUCUGGAAACAUUCCACCACCACCAUCACAUUCAACCAAUGUGCCAUUGAAACAUGGCCCACUUGCCAAUUUACAGAUAAACCGUGCUUCAAACGUGCCAGUCAAUAAUGGCAAUCGUCGUAGACGGAAAGAACCUAAUGACACCCCUCCUAUGCUCAAGUUAGAGCGCAUUAUCGGCCUCACCUCCAACACCAGUAACAUGAUAGCAUCAGACCCAACGUCGGAUCAAAUUGCAUAUGCUGCCGGCGCUGUGAUCAUCCUCUACAACUACCGUAAAAACAAGCAGGUUUCAUUUCUAUACCCCCCACCUUCCGUCACCAACGCUGUAGCUAUGGGCACACUGCAGCCUACCACUAGCAUGAUGCCAACCUUGCCAGCUUGGUCCACGACAGCUCAUCCAUCAGCAGCCGAAUGGGCCUCCCCUAACAUGUUGGGCAACGAGAUGAAAUAUCCUGUGCAGGACACGGAUGAAAAUAAUGGAAAGAAGCGAACUUCGGCAGGGUCACGCCCGAAAACAAUUGGUUGCCUCGCAUUUUCUACUGAUGGCAAUUACCUGGCAGCUGGCGAGGUUGGCCACCAGCCAAGAAUAUUUGUGUGGAAUGUUAAGCAGGAAACCCUUGUAUGCGUGUUGAAGGGUCACAAAUUUGGCAUCGUAUCGGUUGCGUUUUCUUCUGACAUGCGGCAUUUAGCAUCUGUUGGCUUUCAGCACGAUGGAUAUUUGAAUGUUUGGAAUUGGCGAAAAGGUACGAAAGUAGCGUCAAACAGGGUCACUAGCCGCGUGCAUGCAAUGGCAUUUGCAAAAGAUGGCACUCACUUCAUCACUGCGGGCUUGCGACAUAUAAAGUUUUGGAACUUGAGCUCAGCGGGAAAGACCGCGCUACAGAAUAAUUUUCCACCUGGUGAAACUCAAGUGUUGGAUGGGCGCUCAGGCUUGUUGGGAUCACUGAGGAACAACAAUUUUGUGGAUGCUGCAUAUGAUCCUGAAAAUCCUGGUACAGCAUAUCUUUUAUCUGAAACCGGGCUGCUCUGUAUGUUCAAAGAAGAACGGAUUCUGGAUAAAUGGGUGGAUUUACAGGUCAAAACUGCUUUUUCCAUCGACAUCAGCAAUAGGUAUAUCGUGUGUGCUUGUGAUAACGGUAUUGUAAGGUUGUUUGAACCUGGCACUCUACGGUAUUGUGGUAUGCUUCCGAGGCCACAUCCUCUAGGGGUGGACUUGUCAAGCUUUGUGACCGUUCAGCAACUGGAAUCCAUCAGAGACACAGCCGUAUAUCCGGACACUCUAGCCAUUAAAUUCGAUGCGUCUUCCAAUAAGGUCACCUGUAUAUACUCUGAUAGAAGUCUAAUUAUUUGGGAUGUGAAGCAUCUGCAAAGGAUAGCGAUGUAUCGGAGCUUUAUCUCUCACAGUGAAUGUGUAUGGGGAUCAGAGCGAUUUCCAAAGCCAUCGAAUGUCACUGACCGCGCUGCAUACCAACCGUUUACCAAUGCAACCUUGCCACCCUAUACCUUUGCCACGCAUUCAGCUGAUGGGACUGUUCGCUUUUGGAACAUUGAUAGCGGCCUGCCGACAAGUGAUCUUACCAUGUCUCCAGGCUCAACCUCUCCAACUUCUCCUUCAGCAUCCUAUCCCUCACUCGUCAGUCCUCCACUGUCUCUUGUAGCUUCAGCAUCAAUGAAAAGUACAUUUCCAUCGCCAAAUGAGGAUCUUCAGAUAUCUAUGCGCAGAAAUAUUUUUUCCAAAGAGCUAGUCAAAAUGCUUUACCUGGAUCCGGAAGCUGCAGAGUUCUCCAAAAACAACAAGGAUAUAGAAACGACAGAACUGCCUGAUCAUGGCAUUAGAGCGCUAAAAAUUAGUUCCGAUGGAAGUUUGCUAGCAACUGGUGAUCGAAAAGGAAACUUGCGUGUUCACCGGAUUCACGGCUGGCAAGAAGUUACUUACUUGGAAGCUCAUGACUCUGAGAUAUUGACGAUAGAUUUUAGUACACCAGCAUCUAAUGAUCAGCCGUUUUUGGUUGCUUCUGCAAGUAGGGACAGGCUCAUACAUGUGUUUGACAUCCAGAGAGACUUUAAACUAGUCCAGACAAUGGACGACCACUCUUCGUCCAUUACCGCAGUAAAGUUCUCGUCUAACGGCACCAAGCUUAUCAGCUGCUCGGCUGAUAAAAGUGUCAUAUUUCGCUCAUCCAACACCAACACUCUGCAACAAACACCCCUAUAUACCAGCUAUCACAAUCAUUCAGGACGAGCAACAGUAUUUGACAUGGAGCUGGAUCUGCAUGACAAGUACUUAGUGAUGGUCACUGGAGAAAGACGCCUCAACUUGCUCAGUUUGGAGACAGGAAAACUUUUCCGUACUUGCAAGCCGGAAACUUUGGAGGAAGAUGCAAGUGGGAUGACGGUUGAAAAUUCUGGAGGGAGUUUAAUUGACGUCGAUAUAGAUUCCAUUUCUGGGACAUUUGCAGUUACCGCUGGCUCGGACAAGUGCGUGCGAUUGUUCGACCUUAUGAGUGGUGUAUGUGUAUAUAAAGUAGCAGCCCAUUCCGAACUAGUUACGUCGGUUCGAUUUCUAGAUGGACCAAACGACAUUCUCCGAAUUGUCAGUACUUCGUCGGAUGGGUCAAUCUUUGUAUGGCGAGUUGAGCCAGAAAUAACAAAGAAAAUGGUGCAGCGCUCGAAGGAUAGAAAUGAUCGACUCAAGCAAACGAAACCGGAGGUAACAACUGAAGCUGCACAAUCACGAGCUACCACACCAUCAUCACCCCAACCACUUAAGCAAGCUCCAACACGCCUGCGUCGAACUUCAGCUGUACCGCCAUCACAAUUUGGCAAUCAAAACGUCAGAACAGAGCGCAAAUCGUUUUCCCAUGUGUCUAAAUCUGAAAACAAGUAUGAUGACUUGUACAAGAAAUUGGAGAAGACUCCACCACCAAGAAUACAGACAGACACCCCGCCAUCCCCAGUUUUAGCUGCUCGUCUCAAAGGUAGAAUUAGUAGUCCGUCGCCAAGAGAUGCAAAUGCGAAGGGUAUGUCAAGUAGUGUUUCGACACCUCGCCUUAUCACUGCAGAAGCCGGCGCGCAGAAUAAUCAGUGGCGAGGAAACUUUAUGUCGCGAAAGAAGGAAUCCAGUGGAUCAGCGACUGGCCAAAUUCCAGAAGGCAAAACAGAUAAUGGAAUAUCAUCGUUGUUUCCACACCGUCAGCCAAGGAACUCUCCAAGGUUACGGCAUCGAAUAUCGCAUGAUGUUCUUAUACAGGACCGAAGGGGCUCGAAUGUUUCAGUCGAAGAUGGUGCAAGCACAUCUCCUCAGCGGCAAUCGCAUGCAAGCUCAAAUAGAGCUAUAGCACAUCGUCGAAGUAAUAGUUCAGCACGACUAAGCGGCCUGGAAGCGGACGAACUUGUCGCUGGAUCAACAAGUAUGCCCGACUUACAUGCUAUUGCAAUGGGCCGCGCUGGAAAGUUUACAAAUGAGGUGACCGCAGAGCCAGAUAGUUCAGUAGACUCAGAUACAGAGAAGGACAGCUUAUAUGAUGAUGUAUCUCAAAACGACACACCUAUUAGCGCAGAUGGAGAUGAUGAUCCGGAAACGGUAGAAGAAGACGUUAUGGUAUAUCUUACUCCAGUUGUUGAUACAGCCGAUCCGCAGCCAUUCCAGGUGGAGAAAGCGGAGCAAGGCAACCUAGAUGAAGCGGAUGGGGAAUGCAACGAUAGAGACGAUGACGAUGCCCAGACAUUGCAUUCCGACACAGAUCUGUCGUCUGCUCCGUCUCAAACUUUCACCGCAGACGAUAGCGAUAGUUCUAGCGAGGAUAAUGCGGAGGAAGCAUUGAUGGAGUCGAUUGCCAUGCGAAAUCCUCCACCAAUGUCUACGCUAAGGAAAGCUUCUUUGAAAAAGUCCGGUCGCAUGAGUCUACGAAGUAUCGUAAAGAGCUUCAAUACGGUGAAACCGGCAUCUGAAUCGUCUCCUCCUCCUCAAAGCAAUCACAAUCGAGGCGAAUCGUUCUCCAACUUCAAGCGCAAAAUGGAACAGGCGAAGAAGAGACUCAGUUUUAGUACUCGUUAUCUUUCAAAUCUCAACCCUCAAUCCCCACUCACCGAUAACAUCAAGAUAGAAGAUGGGGCCAAUAUAAGAAGUAUGAGCAUGCCCAUUGCACCACAAUCCUUUGCAAAAGCUGCUUCAGAAGGUGCAAGUCGCGAAACUGCUUCAACCCCCAUCUCGAUCAUGCUUACAUCAGAGGAAUUGGCCGCCAUCAACAGCGUACAGACCGUUUCUGACCUAGACAUCACGUCGCAACAUUCAUUCACAGCAGACCCUGACAUGCAAUCACCCAACGAAUCCAUACAUAUACCCCCUGCCACACAUGCAUUUGAUCAUGCAAGCAUGCUCUCAGAGAUAGCAGCAAUUGGAGAUCGAUUAGAGUUCUUGCUCAAUAUGUGUGAGGUCACCGAUGCCAAAAAUGCACCUGUUAUGCAAGAAGACGUAGGCAAACAGCUGAAGACUAAAUUGGAGCAUGUUCAAAAAUCUGCUAGUAGGAUCUUGGAGGACGUCUUCAGUGCACCCCCAACUGAGAGCGCAGCAAGUACGAACAGUGCUGAGACAACAGCGCUGUUAAGUGAAUAUUCUGAAAAGCUCCUCAAGAUGUUUGAGCGCAAACUUGAUUCAAAACAGCAACCUCAUUGAAUCUUAUACCCACUGACCACAUGUUACAUUUUUUUGUUAUAUGGGAUUCUGUCACCCUCAAUCACCUG
Molecule: messenger RNA, 4795 nt
Organism: Umbelopsis ramanniana AG
Lineage: Eukaryota; Fungi; Mucoromycota; Umbelopsidomycetes; Umbelopsidales; Umbelopsidaceae
Exons: 10
Coding region: 33-4727 (1564 amino acids)
Biological process (GO): mitotic spindle organization; regulation of mitotic cell cycle
Cellular component (GO): mitotic spindle
Molecular function (GO): protein binding
Source: RefSeq, a predicted model, not a curated record